Molecule: messenger RNA, 1110 nt
Organism: Apiotrichum porosum
Lineage: Eukaryota; Fungi; Basidiomycota; Tremellomycetes; Trichosporonales; Trichosporonaceae
Exons: 3
Coding region: 1-1110 (369 amino acids)
Molecular function (GO): transferase activity
Source: RefSeq, a predicted model, not a curated record
AUGCCCACACGCGUCGACAAGCUGGAAUUUCUCGUCCUCGUCGACAACAGCAUUGAGCGCCUCCAAAAGCUGCCGCCGGGCUUCAUCCACGAGCUCCCACAACACAUCCAUGCUCCUGGAGCUGAACGCGACGAGCUGACGGGGCUGCCGCUCACGCGGUUCGCAAACUUCUGCUGUGGCGCGCAUGGUCUGAGCAUCCUGCUGACCACCACGAUCGGGGACAAGUCCUACAAGGUGCUCUUCGAUGCCGGGCCAGAACACCUCAGCAUCGACCGGAACGUCCAGGCGAUGAAGACGGACCUCACGGACGUGGAAGCUAUCGUGCUGAGCCACUGGCACGUAGAUCACUCUGGCGGCAUUGUGCGCGCACUCGAGAUGCGCCAGGAGCAGGCCGCGCGCGCCGGCAAGGCCCUCCCGCCCCUCCCGGUCGACGUCCACCCGGCCAGACCUAUUCGGCGCGGCCUCGCCCCGCCGCCCAAGUACAUACCCAUCACAAACUGGACUGCCGACCCGACGUAUGCCGAAAUGGCCGCGGCCAACGGCGUGGCCGUGCCCAACGACCAGGCGCACGAGGUCACGAGCGCGGCGGGGGACAGCACGGGAGUCCACGUCUCGGGCGAGAUCCCGCGUGUGCACCCGUACGAGCGCGGCCUCGUGGGCGCCGUUACGUGGAUGGAAGGAGAGGACGGAGGCGCCGGCGAGUGGAUGACCGACGAGCAGAUCCGGGACGAGCGAUACGUCGCCGUGGACGUAAAGGGCAAGGGCCUGGUCCUGUUCAGCGCCUGCUCCCACGCCGGGAUCAGCAAUGUCGUCACCGACGCGAUGGAACGCUUUGACAGGCCAGUACACAUGGUCGUCGGCGGCCUGCACCUCGUCCCCGUGGAAGUGCAGCCCGUGGACGAGACGGUCGAUUUCCUCGUGCGCAGGGUGCAGCCGCGUCCGGACUGGGUCCUCCCCUUGCACUGCACGGGUAUGGCGCCGCGGGCAAAGCUGGUCAAUGCGUUUGGGGAGAAAUGCGUGCCUGCUGGAGUGGGUAUGAAGGUGGUUGUGGACGGAGAUGACGCCCGAGAGGCGGCACUGGACGAUGUGGAUGUCGGGGUGGUGGCCUAG